Molecule: messenger RNA, 2487 nt
Organism: Procambarus clarkii (red swamp crayfish)
Lineage: Eukaryota; Metazoa; Arthropoda; Malacostraca; Decapoda; Cambaridae
Product: LIM domain only protein 3
Biological process (GO): positive regulation of transcription by RNA polymerase II
Cellular component (GO): nucleus
Molecular function (GO): transcription coactivator activity; DNA-binding transcription factor binding
Source: RefSeq, a predicted model, not a curated record
GAGGGUGUACACGCUGCUCCUCCCAGGCCUUUUUCCACGUGGCCUCCCCACCGCACAUCGACACAUACUUCUAGGAUCGUCUUGUAUCUCGCGUGAAGACGACAUCUCGUGGGGAUAUAGAGAUAGUAGGAGAGCGGUGUAUCAAAGUUCCAUGAGAGACGAGUGGUGCAGUCGUUUUAAGUCAUUAAACGGGUAUUCUACGGCCACAAAAGUGCGGUUUGAGGCCACAAAAGAGUCUCCGGCCACAGGCGACCGAACGUGCAGCCGACGCUCACAAAAGUACAGUCCGUGGCCACAGAAGGAGCAGUCUGCGGCCACAAAAGGCACGAUGAGGCGUUCCUCCUUCUGAAAUAUUGUCCCCAGGGUCUCAUCCAAGAUGACGAUGAAGCCAGCGCCGGAGACCGAACGCAACACCAGCCCCCAAGACUGUGCCGGGUGUGGGAAGCGCAUCAAUGACAGGUAUCUGCUGAAGGCCCUCGAGAUGCACUGGCACGAAGAUUGUCUCAAGUGCGGAUGCUGCGACUGCCGGCUGGGGGAAGUGGGCUCCACUCUAUUUACUAAGGGUAAUCUUAUCCUCUGUCGCAGGGACUAUCUCAGGCUGUUCGGAACAACUGGGUAUUGCUCAGCCUGCUCAAAGGUCAUUCCGGCCUUCGAGAUGGUGAUGAGGGCUCGUAACAAUGUCUACCACCUCGAGUGCUUCGCCUGCCAGCAGUGUAACCACAGGUUCUGCGUGGGAGACAAGUUCUACCUGUGCGACAACAAGAUCCUCUGCGAGUACGACUACGAAGAGCGGCUGGUCUUCGCCUCGAUGGCCUGCACGCCCUCUUCUCUCGCUCAACUCAAGCGCCAGAUCGGUGGACUCGAGGGUCCAGCAAUCAUUGACGAGAGCCGCAAGCCUGUGCCAGCCACCACCACCACCACACCCCACCACAACGCUCCUCUCCACCACCACCACCACUCCACCACGCCAACCACACAGCAGCAGUUACAGCCCCAGCAACAGCAGCAGCAGCAGCAGACCCCACAGCUCCUGCAGGGACAGCAGCAGAGCCAGCAGCCACCUCCAGCAGCACCACAGCAGAGACCAAUGGUCACGUGAUGUCCUGACUACCACAAUCAACCACACUUGGCCUACCACACCACCACUGAUAAACCCUUCAUUUAACGGAGUAUAUUAAGCUGUCUUCUACACCCCCUUGUAUUAUACAAUACAUACACGCAGUCCCGCUCAUGGCGUGGACGUGUGGAGCCAGCCAGCCAGCCAGCCAGCCAGCCAGCCAGCCAGCCAGCCAGCCAGCCAGCCAGCCAGCUCAUAUACACCUGUAUAUAAUAUAUGCACAUCUGUACAUUCGUGAUAUAUAUAUAGCUUUCCGUUGCGUCGUAAUAUAGGAUAAUGUGAUGUGAUCUGUGGGUUAGUGCUCUCAGCCUCCCUGUGUCUGCCUCAUCUCCUGGCCUGGGCAUCCUGUCACACACACACACACACACACACACACACACACACACACACACACACACACACACACACACACACACACACACACACACCACACAAGCCGUCACGUGUUGAUAGCUCGUGUGCGAUGAUUUAGAUAUCGACGUUUGAUAUCACUCGUUUCUUAACAACACCGACGAUAGCCAAAAGCAGAUUCAUUGCAUGGUGUUUUGCGAGUCAUAGUUCGCUAAAGAGGGAGGGGGGGGGGGAAAGGGGGGUAUUCAAUCAUCUUUCACCAUUGAAAUAGAGAUGGAGAGUGUGGGUUAAUGGGUUGUACAUCAAUGGGGCCCAAUGCUACACAUCAAUGGGCCUCCUGUAACGCCAGACCUGAAUCCCACUGUUUGUGGGAUUGUGGUGUGUCCCAAUUGUCCAAUUAUCCCAACAUAACGACAAAGUGAUUUUAAUCACAUCUCUCAGAUACCAAAACCCUUUCCCUGCUAGAUCCUAACAAUCGUCUAGACGCUAACAAGGUCGUUAGAGUGAUGUUUCAGGAGCUAAAGUGUCCCAUCAGCGUGACUCGCUUCGAUCCCGCAAUGAUUCCCUGUGUUGACGUACAUAUAGGCCUCCCUUGAAGUGUGUGUAUGCUGGUGAUGUAUUUUGAUGUAUGGCGUGCUGUAUGAGGACCUCUUAUUCACUGUCCCUUGUCAAACUGUCCCCUGAUCUUGUAUUAUGCCCCUUGCUAGUCCUUAUGCCAAAGACUAUACAAAAAAUAUGUAAUUAUAUAUAUCAUUUUUCUUUCUUUAUAACAGCUCCUGAAGGUUCCUAUGGAGCCUGUAACCUGUGUAUUUCCUGUAACCUGUAAUGCCAAUGACCUGUAUAUUUCUUGUAACUUGUGUUUCCUGAGACUUGUAUUGUAUACAGGUAGAGGAAUGCUGCCUGUUCUCGGUGUAUACUAUGAAAGUUUACUUCAGUUUUAGGCUAUGUUCAGAACUGUGGUAUGAUUAAUGGUUAGUUGGGAGGCUAUUGGUGUGGUCUGAAUAACCCUCCAGAGGUUG